AUGUCGGGUUAUUAUAACAACACUUUCAGCAUCAUCUCAAACAUAGGUUCGGGUGGUUUUGGGACUGUAUUCAAAGUAUAUGCCGUUAAAAGGGUAGAGUAUAAUGAAGGUAAAGAUAAUAAACUUUUGCAAAAUAUAUUGCAAUAUACUGUACAUUACUGUUUUGAAAAAAUUCCAGAUUUUACUGAUGAUAAAAAACGUCGAAUUCGCAAAGAAGUGACAAUUAUUUCAAAUUUAAACUCAAAUUUUGUCGUAAAAUACAUCAAUUCAUGGCCUGAAGGUAACCAUAUGUACAUUCAAAUGGAAUUGUGCGCUCAUAGUGUUAGCACAAUCAUCAAAACCAAACCCAUUGUCUUCGGGAGAGAAUUGGGAGAAACGAUGAAUAUAUUUGAAUAUUUUAUAUCAUGUGAAAUAUUUAAGGAAAUUCUAGAAUGCGUUCAGUAUUUGCAUGAAAACAAACCACCGAUUAUUCAUCGGGAUCUCAAACCCGACAAUAUUUUAAUUGUCGAAAAUAUUAAUAAUAAUCGGUUUUUAAAAUUAUGUGACUUUGGUUUGGCAACACAUCACGACAUGCCUUCCAUGAGCCACACGGCAGGGGUCGGCACUGACCAAUAUAUGGCCAUUGAGGCGAAACAGGGCCGGUAUACCAACAAAACAGACAUCUUUAAAGUCCAAACUAGUUCAGACGAGCCUUCAAAUGUAACGGACAAUGUGCAUUUGCAUCCGGUGGCACACCCAAGACGUAAUACAUUGAACACAACGGCAAAGCGCCGUAUGGGUGAUGCAGACCAUUGUCCGGAUUCGCAUCCAAAAACAAAAAAAGAUAUCACAAUAGUAUUGUUGGGACAGACAGGUGUAGGAAAGUCCACAUUCAUUAACGCAUUGGUUAACUAUCUAUCCUUUGAGACAAUGGAUGCGGCGAACGGACGGCCCAUAUGUUUAAUACCCAUAAGCUUUACUAUAGCGGACCCCACGACUAGAGAACCGCUGACAGUAUCGCUGGGUGACCAGGAUCAAACACAGGAACAGAUUAAGGACACUACCAAAUCGGUCACACAAUACCCCAUGUGUUAUAAAUUUGAAGAUGAUAAUAUUGUACUCAAUAUAAUCGAUACGCCGGGAAUUGCGGACACGGAUGGAAAAGUCCAUCAAAUGUUGAAAUACUUUAUAAUUAUAAGACAACGUAUUGUUUCGAUUCCGAUUCGUUUCGAUAUCUCGUGGCUACGAGUGCUCCAAAUAAUAUACAGUAUGACCUAA
Medioppia subpectinata is the source of this 1257-nucleotide messenger RNA. NCBI's taxonomy places the organism in Eukaryota, Metazoa, Arthropoda, Arachnida, Sarcoptiformes, Oppiidae. The record is from the annotation of a GenBank genome assembly.